Molecule: messenger RNA, 3115 nt
Organism: Columba livia (rock pigeon)
Lineage: Eukaryota; Metazoa; Chordata; Aves; Columbiformes; Columbidae
Product: amine oxidase [copper-containing] 3-like
Exons: 4
Coding region: 127-2415 (762 amino acids)
Biological process (GO): amine metabolic process
Cellular component (GO): plasma membrane
Molecular function (GO): primary methylamine oxidase activity; quinone binding; copper ion binding
Source: RefSeq, a predicted model, not a curated record
GGGCUGUUCUCUGCUGAGAAAAAUGAGGGGAAAAAACCAAACCCAGCCUUCUCGUGUGAGCGGGAGGAUUCUGCAGCUGGAAACCCUCCCUGCCGGACUGCGGGAGCUCUCAGUGCCUCAGCAGACAUGAACGUGAAAACCGUCCUCAUCCUCCUCGUGCUGGCUUUAGCCACCAUAUUCGCCCUCGUCUGCGUGUUGCUGACCAAGGGAAGGGCCCCCAGCACCUGCCAGCACCGGCCCCCGGGCCAGGAGGAUGCCGAUGCCGGGCACAGCCUGGUCUUUGCCGACCUGACGCCCCAAGAGCUGCUGCAAGUGGUGCGGUACCUGCGGGGACAGCUCGGGGUGCCGCUGGUCGACGCCUCCCGUGCCAAACCCUCCGACAACUGCAUCGCCUUGGUGACCGUGCAGCUCCCCGCCAAGGCAGAGGUGCUGCGGUUCCUGGACGCCGGGGGGGCUCGUCCGGCCCGGGAGGCGCUGGCCGUGCUGUACUUCGGGAACCAGCCGGACCCCAACAUCACCGAGUACGUAGUGGGGCCGCUGCCGACGCCGACGUAUCACCGGGACGUGACGGUGCAGAAGUACGGGGGGAAGGUGCCGUACCACCGCAGACCCGUCACUGGCAGGGAAUACAUGGACAUCAAUGUCCUCAUCCAGCGGGAGCUGAGGAAGGCACCACACGUCCUCGCCGCCUGCUGCGACUCAGACGGGACCGACCUGACCAUCCUCACCACAGCCCCGCGGGGCUUCAAAUCCGGUGACCGUGCCACCUGGUUUGUCCUCUUCCACGCUGUCACUGGCACCGGCUACUACCUGUCACCAGUGGGGCUGGAGGUGUUGGUGGAGCACCGGGACCUCCACAUCUCCCGCUGGUCGCUGCGCCAAGUCUUCUACAAUGGCCGGUACUUUGCCAGCACCCAGGAGCUGGAGGAUGCAUUCCUGACCAACUCGCUGGAGGUUGUGAGGGUGGAGAAGCCCCGGGCGGACAUGGUGCUGGGCUCCAUGAGACCCCGGCGCCCACCCGGCUCCCCGGGGCCGCUGCAGUACGAGCCUCAGGGUCCCCGCUAUAGUGUCAGGGACAACUGUGUCACCUACCAGGGCUGGAGCAUCACCUUCGGCAUGGACCCCAACUCUGGCCCACGCCUUUUCGACAUCAGGUACCGCGGGGAGAGGAUUGUGUACGAGCUGAGUCUGCAGGAAGCCUUAGCCCUGUACGGCUCCAACUGCCCCGGGGGCAUGUCCACCCGCUACCUCGAUGGCAGCUUCGGCAUCGGCAGGUUCGCCUACGAGCUCGUCCGCGGCCUCGACUGCCCCUACACAGCGACCUACGUGGACCAGCACUACCUGUCGGAGUCAGAGACCCCCAAAACCAACCAAAACUCGCUCUGCAUCUUCGAGCACGACACUGCCCUCCCGCUGCGACGCCACUUCUCCGACUCUCAUUCCUCGUACUACGGCGGGCUGCGGAAAAACACGCUGGUCAUCCGCACCGUCUCCACUCUCAUCAACUACGACUACAUCUGGGACUUCAUGUUCCACAGCAGCGGGGCCGUGGAGGUCCGGGUUCAUGCCACCGGCUACAUCAGCUCUGCCUUCUUCCACGGCCAAGGGACCAAGUACGGCAACAGGGUUGGGCCCCACACGCUGGGGACGAUGCACCUCCACCACAUCCACUACAAGGUGGACCUGGAUGUUGACGGGCAGCUGAACUCCCUGGAGACCCAGAACACGGCGUAUGAGCUGGUGAAAGACCCGUGGAGCAUGGAAAACACCAUGGAGCGGCUGUACCUCCGCAGAGAGAGGCUGGAGAGGGAGGAUGAGGCGGCGUUCCCCCUCAACACCCCCAUGCCCCGCUACCUCUCCUUCGCCAGCGCCAAGCCGAACAAGUGGGGGCAUUCGCGUAGCUACCGCAUCCAGAUCAACAGCUUCGCCGGGGAGCACCUGCCCGUCAGCAGCUCCAUGGAGAGGUCCAUCAGCUGGGGAAGGUACCAACUGGCCGUCACCCGGCGGAAGGAGGAGGAACCCACCAGCACCAGCGUCUACAACCAGAACGACCCCUGGACGCCCACCGUGGCCUUCGCCGACUUCAUCGACAACGAGACCAUCACCAACGAGGACCUGGUUGCCUGGAUCUCUGUGGGGUUCCUACACAUCCCCCACGCUGAAGACGUCCCCAACACGGUGACGGUGGGGAACGGUGUUGGCUUUUUCCUGAGGCCCUACAACUAUUUUGAUGAGGAUCCAUCGGUGGACUCACCAGACAGCGUGUACUUCAGCAGUGAGCAGGAUGCCGGAGCGUGCGGGGUCAACCCCCUCGCCUGCCUGUCCCCCAAUGCCGCCUGUGCCCCCCACCUGCCCCCAUUCCGCUAUGGGGGCUUCCUCAACCUCAGCCUGGCCCCACCGCCCGACGGGCUGUGACAGGGACAGGGCCACCGCUGUCCCCGUCCCCACCACUGCGGAGGGUCCGUGUCCUUGGAGAGGCUCCGGUGGUGACAGUGGAGAUGGGCUGGUUCUGCCACCGCACCAGGGCUUGCUCUCCCCAUCCCUGGGGUGUGAUCUGCUCAGGGUCAGGUUUUUGGUGGAGCUCAGCUCAUUUUGGCACCGCAGCGCUGUUGAGGGCGGACUCAAAGCCUCCGAAAAACAUCCCUUAGGAGUGGGUUUUGGAGACUUCAUCCAUGAGGCCACCCAAAGGUGCUCAUGGCUGCUCUCCUGCUGUGGGAUUGGGGCUCCUGUCACCUCCCUGAGGCAGGUGGGUGCACGCAGGGCUGUGGCGCUGGGCACUGCACUAAGCCGCAGCUCCCCGUGGAGCCGUGGCCCGUGCCAAGGUUUUGCCCAGGGGGACGGGAGCGGGUGGUGUGGGGUGCUGUGGCCUGAGGGUGUUGGUCCACAGGGAGCCAGCAGCUCCAGGAUGCCCAAAGCAUCCACCCAGCCCCUCGGCUCCUGCAGCUCCAGGUGGUGCUGAGCUCUGGCUGCUGUGGCAGUGCCAGGCUCUGGGGACAGGGACCAGGAGCCUGCAGAAUGGCACUACAGGACCGUGGGACAGGUACUGCCCAGGCUGAGCUGCCCCUUGUCCACCCUUCACCAAUAAACAGGCGCUCGGGUGCUUUUUCUGACCAAA